GCGAGCGAGCGAGAGAGAAUCAGGGGGCAAGAGAGAGGAGGAGGAAAGAGCAGUUUUUAGUCUGGAGUGAAUGAGAGCGAGGCAGAGUGAGCUCCAUCUCUCUCUCUCUCUCUCACUGUCUCUAUCAGCACCACAUAUAAACGGGGCAACUUUAGCGUGGACUUAAACUCACCAACACUAAAGAUGACUCCACGCAUUCCUCCCUGGCUCUUUGGAUUAUUUCUCCUUGCCCUCCGGUUCUGCUGCCAUUGCUCGUCUGCUUAUCAGCUGCUGGACGAACGUGGUCCUCGAGGAGCUUUGGACCUGACAGAGUUAAUUGGCAUUCCCCUCCCUCCCUCCGUCUCCUUCGUCACAGGCUUCGAGGGUUACCCCGCUUACAGCUUCGGCCCGGAGGCCAACGUGGGGCGGCUUACAAAGUCGUUCAUCCCCGACCCGUUCUAUCACGACUUUGCCAUCACAGUCACAGCCAAACCGACCACCCGGCAAGGCGGAGUGCUGUUCGCCAUCACCGAUGCAUAUCAGAAAAUUGUACAAUUAGGUGUGGCUUUGUCUGAAGUGGAGGAUGGCUCCCAGAGAGUCGUACUGUACUACACCGACGCAGAAACAAGAGGCCGCACCCAGGAAGCUGCUUCAUUCAAAAUGGGUGACCUGACAGGAAGAUGGGCGAGGUUUACACUCACUGUGCAGGGUUCAGAGGUGCGCCUCUACAUGGACUGUGAGGAAUACCACCGGGUUGCCUUCAUCAGGAGUGCUCAGCCUCUGACCUUCGAGUCCAGCUCAGGGAUCUUUGUAGGGAACGCCGGGGGUACGGGCCUGCAGAGGUUUGUGGGCUCCAUCCAGCAGCUGCUGUUGAAGGCAGAUCCCACGGCCCCAGAUGACCAGUGUGAGGAGGACGAUCCUUAUCCAGAGCUGGCCCCCACUUACAUUGUGAUCCCACCUCCACCCACUGAGAUGCCAACAAGUGAUGACGAAGAUGACGACUUUGAGGAAGCUUCUGGGCAGGAAACGGAGGUGACCACGGUGCAAGCAAAGUUAUUACAGACAGGUGCUUCAGUUUCCACACCUGACACUUCCCUCCAGGUUUAUCCAGGGCAGAAAGGGGAGCCAGGCCCAGCUGGUCCCCCAGGACCUCCAGGCCCCCCAGGACCAGCCUCAGAAGAAGGACAAGGAGGGGAGCCUGGACAACGAGGCCCACAAGGAGCACAGGGACCCCCAGGCACACCUGGACUUCCAGGGAAAGAUGGACACCCUGGAAGCAAAGGGGAAACUGGUUCACCAGGAGCAAAAGGAUUUCCAGGACUACCCGGAGAGUCUGGUCCUAAGGGAGAAAAGGGUGAUCCUGGUGUUGGACUACCUGGCCCUCCGGGUCCUCCAGGACCUCCAGGGCAGCCCAGCAAGUCCUCCGUGUUCCUGGAGGGUUCUGGAUUUGAAGACUUUGACAGUGACACGGAGAUUAUUAGGGGUCCCCCAGGGCCUCCAGGUCCCCCAGGGCCCCCAGGAUCUCCUUCUGAGGACAUCUUUUCUGGACUACCUGGGACUCCUGGGAAAGAUGGAAGGGAUGGAGCAAAGGGCGAACCUGGACUUCCUGGAGUCAGUGGAAAAGAUGGCAAUCCUGGGCCUGCUGGGGAGAGAGGAGACAAGGGCGAGCCGGGUGUGAGUGGUCAACCAGGACCAAAGGGAGAUCCGGGCCCACCAGGAUUCCCAGGUCUACCAGGAGCAGAUGGUCCAGAAGGACAUCCUGGUCCUAGGGGUCUGCCUGGUCCUCCUGGCCCCCCAGGGCCUCCAGGAAGAAACUUCAUCCCAGACUUUGAGGACCUGGAAGGAUCGGGGCUAGAGGCCGCUUCAGCAGCGACAUUACCCAGAGGUCCACAGGGACCUCCAGGACUCCCAGGACUUCCAGGACCCAAGGGUCAGGAUGGUUUUGUUGGUGUUCCAGGAAAGCCAGGACAAAAGGGAGAGCAGGGUGUUCCCGGGGACCCAGGCAUUCCUGGUACAGACGGACUGACUGGAGCAGAGGUCAGAGAGAAAGGGGACUCUCGAGGCCUGCCAGGACUUCCCGGCCCUCCCGGCCCACCGGGGCGCCCAGGAAUAUUCAACUGCCCCAAAGGAACAGUGUUCCCUAUACCCCCCAGACCACACUGCAAAACACCCCUUAAUUCAAAUGGAACCAUUGCAGCUGGUAACUGUCAGACAGGAAUAAAAGGGGAGAAGGGAGAGAGGGGACUUCCAGGGAUACCAGCUCCACCAAUGUCACAUAAUCAAAGAGGAGGCUGGGUGAUGAAUGGUGACCAGGGAAUCAAAGGGGAAAAGGGAGAGGCGGGGUUCCCGGGGAUUUCAGGUAUCCCUGGAAGAUCAGGACCCGUGGGGCCCAAAGGAGAAUCAGUGGUCGGUCCCCCUGGUCCCCCUGGGCCACCAGGCCCUCCUGGUAUACCAGGCUAUGGCAAGCCUGGUCUUGUUGGACCUCCUGGGCCACCAGGACCUCCAGGGCCCUCUGGGUCAUCCUUGAGAUAUGGUUCAGGUCCUACCAUUGCUGGCCCCCCAGGCCCUCCUGGACCUCCUGGACCACCUGGACCUGCUAGUCCUUCAAGUAACACAGCAUCUCUGAAAACGUUUUCGACCCGUGAGAGUAUGAUGCAGCAAACAGUGAAAGAUGCAGAGGGCACUCUGGCAUUUGUUACAACGACAGGAAGUCUCUUCCUUAAAGUUUCCCAGGGAUGGAAAGAGAUCCAGCUUGGCAGCCUGAUCCACCUCGCCAAUAACAUUAUCCCACAAGAUGAGCCUCGAGCCUCACAUCAUGUAAGAGGAGACACCAUACAAAGAAUACACUCUGUUAAAAGCAGGCUCAACCUGGUGGCGUUGAACCAGCCUCACUCAGGGGACAUGAUGGGGCUUGACAUGGCUGACCGGAUGUGCUUCGAGCAGGCCAAGGCGAUGGGUUUGGCUCCCAACUACCGUGCCUUCAUUUCAUCCCACAGACAAGACCUGGUUCACGUUGUCUAUCCAGGUUUCCGGCAGACUCUGCCAGUUACCAACCUCAGAGGAGACAUGAUGUUUAGGAAUUGGCGCUCAAUUUUCACUGGCAAUGGGGGGCCAAUCAAUACCAGGAUACCCAUCUACUCCUUUGAUGGCCGGGAUGUCUUAGCUGAUCCCUUCUGGCCUCAGAAGAGUGUUUGGCACGGCUCUACCAGCCAGGGACUCCGCGCAACAGACAAGCACUGCGAGACAUGGCGAGCAGACCAUGUAUCCGUCAUGGGCCAGUCAUCAAGCCUGACCUCAGGUCUGCUCAUGGGUCAGGAGACUCGAAGCUGUUCCAACGAGUACAUUGUCCUCUGCAUUGAGACCCACAAAAACCCGUAAACCACCCUGUCCCUGAAUACCACUCAUGCAAGGAAACCCAUCCGAGCCUCCACUGAAGUUAAAACCUCUGGAAAAAGAUCUGAGCACCCCUCUUAGAAAAACGAUGUCGCUUUCUGCACAUCUUUGGUGCUACGUGUAGCAUUUUGUGUUCUUUUUUUUUUUUACUCCACUUUCACACUUACAACAUGAAUGUUACUAAUUCUGACACCUUUCCCUCUACUGGCAUCACACAAAGAGUUUGAGGCAGUAACAAACUGCUGACAUCAGCAAGGUAUCUCCUGGGAAGGUAAGCUAAUAUUAGGUUGUUGCUACACUCUGGAGUUGAAACUAGUUUGUGAACUGCUUAGCGAAGAAAUGAAUAGAAACGACCCUUUGUGUUGUAAAGCAAUCCAAAAGAUUUCCAACUUGGCAUAUACAAUACUGUAAAACCCAGGACAGAUGCUAACAUGGGCUGCUAAUCUUUUUAGCAUCCUUCGUACUUAAUAGUCUAACAUCUCAAAUGCAAUGUGCUAAGGAUUUAGUCAUGUUAAAAAUGAUACACGCAGCACCCAGAGUUUUUUUUGUUUUGUUUUGUUUUUUCAAGAAAGGUGGCAACAAGACACAUCUGUGUUAUAUUAUGCAAACCAUACAUAAAGUAACACUCAUGGGUUUUCCCCUCAGUUGUGCAGGCGUGUUGAGGAUGAGAGAGGUCCUUUUUUUGUAGUUCUUCAGGAGACUGGAAGUAAAGACUGAGGUUGGCUGCAGGAACCUGCACCUGCCCUGAAGCGUGGCAGUCCAAAGACUUUUCCAAUGGAAGUGUAAAAGGCAACUUACAUAUUUUUUUCUAUGUUUACAGGUUGUCUUGAAAGGUUUUAAACCAAUUCAGGAAAAAAAAAAAGUUCUAUUAAGACCAGAACUCUCCACAACCAACACGUCCCUCGGACAACCAGUGUUGCCACCAAAGUAACUUUUGAUGCACUGUACUUCAUUUUUGAUAUUUUCUAGUUCAAUAUUUUCAUUCUUUAAAACAUGUUUGUCUUGUAGCUUUUUUUUUCCAUCUUAUCAGCUCUUUCUCUUAAGGGUAUUUAAUUUAAAUUCAAUGAUUUAUUUAUACUGUCACAGCACAUAACAAGAAAUCAGAUGGUUAAAUUUAAGAAUGUAAUUUAUCAUGUGUUGUUUGUCAAAUGACUGUUUCUUCUAACUUUUUGCCUGUUUUCUUUCUUUUUUUAUUUUCAUAUGUUGUCUUUUCAUUGUUUUAAAGACGUUUGGAGAAUUCUGGAGAACAUUAGCGACAUCAAAAAUAAUUUCCAUCCAGUGUAAAAGUGCCAUUAAAACAAAUCAUUCAGUUUUAUGUUGGAAAGAAACCCUAGAAACUGUCUAAGGUCAAAAGUGAAAGCAUGUGUUUUGUAUAGAUAUUGGUGCUUUAUGUUGAAUAAAGACUUUUCAUAACUUG
Neolamprologus brichardi is the source of this 4789-nucleotide messenger RNA. NCBI's taxonomy places the organism in Eukaryota, Metazoa, Chordata, Actinopteri, Cichliformes, Cichlidae. The record is from RefSeq and is a predicted model, not a curated record.